AUGUCUACGUUGGGCGAUAUGCAGAAGCAGCUGUCCCACAUUGUGGAAGAGGCGAAAACUAAAGGCUACAAGAUCGAGGACGUCAUCCCAGAGAAUAUGCAGAAUCACUUCUCGGAGAUGACUGAGCUCAACGCAGCACGCCAAUAUAUUCAUGAGAUCCAGGCUCGUGAGCGAGAUCUGCAGAUCGAUAACAACGCCCUACGAGCCAUAAUCAAAGAGAAAGAAGCCGAGAUCAAUGAACAGCCAGCUGAAGUCAAGGCUCUCAAGGUUGAUCUCCAACAAGCGUACCGCCAGAUCGAUUACUACCGCGAUCUUUCUGAGGACUCCCAACGGCGUGCGCAACGCUACCAGCGCGAUCUUUCUCUUGCUGUCAAAGACCAGAUUGCCUUCAAUGGAGCUAUUGCCAAAAUUGAGCGUCUACAGAACGAGCUUGGCCAGCAUCGAUCCACGAUCCGGCAGCUACAAACAGAAAACGAACGCACGGCUGAGACAUUCGCUCACCUCCGCGCACAAGACGCAAGACUCAUAGCAGCAAAUGAAGCCCAAUUCGCUAAUAUUAUGUCACACACUUCUCAAAUCGAAAACGAAAACGAACUAUUCAACGAAACGUUUACCACGCUCAUUGACAAACUAGAGUUCGAGGUUUCAUCCGCAGCCACUUCUGUUAAUGACAAGGCUACCCUACUGCGUAGGAUGGAAAUACUGCACAACGCUAUUUUCAGUGAGGUAGCACCUCUGAAUCGCUUGUUCUCUCGUGUCCUCAAAGUGCUUCAAAUUUACCAAAUGCUUUUUCAAUCGCUCUCCGAUCCAUGCAACUCUGACAUAGCCAGUUUGCCGCUUGAACUGGAUCCGCUUAUUGAAGGUGCUAUGCAGGACCUGUACGUUUACAACGAAGUGCACAGAACCAUGUGCCAAGAUUCAGGGCUUGCUGGGGAGCACAUUCGUGUACAUCUGAACGGUAUCUCCAAGAGCGCGAACGAUAUGCUACAAAGCCUAAGUUCCAUCAAAGGGGAUAUGGCAAACUUUCUAGUGCGUUUAAAGAAAGAGCCAGGUAUGUGGACGGCUAUGAAGGCAAAAUUCGGUAUAUCUGGGAAGAAGAAGGUUAUAGGGAAAAGGUUUUCUGUUCACUGA
Messenger RNA from Alternaria arborescens, 1131 nucleotides. RefSeq lists its product as hypothetical. The record is from RefSeq and is a predicted model, not a curated record. The transcript has a single exon. NCBI's taxonomy places the organism in Eukaryota, Fungi, Ascomycota, Dothideomycetes, Pleosporales, Pleosporaceae. Bases 1 to 1131 code for a protein of 376 amino acids.